AUGGGUUGCAACACCUCAAGACUUGAUCGGCUUCCAGCGGUGGCUUUAUGCCGUGACCGUUGCAAAUUCCUCGACGAAGCACUCCGCCAAAGCUACGCCCUCGCUGAUGCUCACGUGACACACAUGGAAUCCCUCAAAACACUUGGCCCCGCUCUCCUCUGUUUCUUCGAUCAAUUUGAAGAUUCCGGCGAAACCAACGAAAUCAAACCCCACCUCUCGAAAUCACCACCCCUUCACUCUCCCUCCUCUUCUUCCUCAAGUUCCAACUCAGAUGUACAUGUCCUUUUGCAUUCUGAAUCAGAAGUCGAGGACACAGAUAAAGAAUUCCAAUUGCUCACUCAAAGUCGUUAUGAUUAUCUCAACUACGACACUGCAUUACCAGCUACUGAUAAUGUGGCUUUCAUGAAUUACGUGGAGCCUCUUUACACUCCCUUUUCUCCGCCGAAGCCGCCGCCGUUACCGCCUCCUCAUAACAGCUCAGCCUGGGAUUUCUUUAACUUCUUUGAGCCGUACGAGAGAUACCAAGUGCCGUACAAUCCGAGUGGUAAGACUGACGCAACGGAGGAGAAGGAAAAGGGAAAGGCCAUCAUCACUCAGAAAAAUGAUGGUGUUGGUGUACAUGGGUCUAAAUCUACUGUAGGAGAAAGUAAGGUGAAUGAGGAAGAAAAUGGAGAAGCCAAGAAUAAAAAGGCUGAUUCGAAGGAAAAGAAUUCAGUUUCAGAGAAAGAGCCACCGAAGUCAGAGGAAUGCAGCAAUAGCAACUCUGAGAAAGUGAAAUCAGCGAAAGGUUUGUCUGACGCAGUGAAAGAGAUUCAGACUCUAUUUGAGAGGGCAUCAAAUUCGGGAAACCCAAUUUUGGAAAUGCUGGACGUUGGGAAACUCCGUUACCAUCGAAAAAUUGACUUCAAUCAAGUUUCAUGCAAGAUGAUGCAUGUGUUCACUCCGUCAAUUCCCUCAAAUCUUCUGUCAAUUAAAUGCAUGGAAUCCUCAUUGCUUGGACGGAGAAUGCGAUCUGGGUAUCAAGGAGUUUAUAAAGACAAGGGCCUCAGCUACUCGAAUCUCAGCUCUACUCUGAAGAAGCUGUGUAUGUGGGAGAAGAAGCUGUAUAACGAAGUGAAGGCUGAGGAGAAAUUGCGCAUACUUCAUCAAAAGAAGUGUAGGCAGUUGAGACGUAUGAAUAAAAGUGGUGCCGAUGCAGACAAAGUUGACUCUGUUCAAACUUUCAUUGGGAUUUUAGUUACAAAAAUGAAAAUUUCUAUCCAAGUAGUUCACAAGAUAUCUAAUAUGAUAAGCAAGUUGAGGGAAGAGGAGUUAUGGCCGCAGAUCAACAGGUUUAUUCUCAUGUUUUUUGGAAUGUGGAAAGAUAUGCAAGAAUGUUACAGACGCCAGUAUCAAGAAAUUGCUGAAGCCAGAACUUUAGAUGCCUCUUCGUUAAACAAAAAGCUUGGCAAUUCUCAUCUUGAUGCAGCAAUAAAACUCAAAUCUGAGGUGCAAAACUGGAAUUUAAGCUUCUCAGAUUGGAUUCACGCUCAGAAGUCACAUGUGAAAGCCUUGAAUGGUUGGCUAGUAAGAUGUCUAUUGUAUGAACCUGAAGAAAUACCAGAUGAUUCAACCCCCUUCUCUCCUGGCAAGAUUGGUGCACCACCUGUGUUCGUAAUCUGUAACAAAUGGUCACGGGCAGUGGAUAAUCUCUCAGAGAAGAAUGUAAUUGAAGCCGUAAAUGGAUUUAUGGUCAGAGUGAAUGAGCUCUUGGAAAGGCAUAUUUUAGACCAUCAGCAAAAAAUAACAUUGGACAAGGAAUUAGAGAGAAAAGUGAAAAUCUUGGAGAAGCAAGAGCAAAAGAUGCACAAAGUGGUGCAGGCUAGGGAGAGAAAGAUGGUUCCAGAUGCCAGAGAAGAGAAGGAAGCCCUGUUACGAGGGGAUGCUGUGCAUCAUGGUGAUAUUGUUGAUACUAUUAGCCUACAAUCAGGUCUGCAACAGAUCUUUGUUGCCAUGGAAAGGUUCACUGCCACCACUGCUUACUUAUAUGAAGAACUUAGCCAACAAAUUAAGCAAGAGGAUCAUGUUUUGGGUGAGUACAAAAAUUAA
Messenger RNA from Gastrolobium bilobum, 2088 nucleotides. Its product is annotated as protein ALTERED PHOSPHATE STARVATION RESPONSE 1-like. Bases 1 to 2088 code for a protein of 695 amino acids. NCBI's taxonomy places the organism in Eukaryota, Viridiplantae, Streptophyta, Magnoliopsida, Fabales, Fabaceae. The record is from RefSeq and is a predicted model, not a curated record. The transcript has 4 exons.